Molecule: messenger RNA, 2032 nt
Organism: Magnolia sinica
Lineage: Eukaryota; Viridiplantae; Streptophyta; Magnoliopsida; Magnoliales; Magnoliaceae
Product: probable N-acetyltransferase HLS1
Exons: 3
Coding region: 585-1799 (404 amino acids)
Molecular function (GO): acyltransferase activity, transferring groups other than amino-acyl groups
Source: RefSeq, a predicted model, not a curated record
CCGUAGAUAGAGAAUGAUUAAAAUCAGCGGAAGUCUGCGCAGCCAUCGCCGCCAAAUCUCCACCGUCGAUUCUCCUAGUAGUGAUAAUAUCAUUUAUUUCCUAGAGAGAGAAACUCAACCUCUCUCGAUUCUAGAGAGAGAAACUCUCUCUAUUUAUAUCCCUUUCAACCCUCCCCCAAUGAUAAACUACUCACUACGACAGAGAAGGAAAAAGAUAGAAAAAAAAAAAAAAAGUUACUACAACGAAAGAAAGGUGUUGAGAUUUUCAGUAUGCAAAACAGCCGUAACGAAAGCUUGUUGGGUAUUUAUCCCAUUAAAGUAGAUUAGAUUUUCUGGGUUCUUUCUAUCUCGUUCUCGCUGUUGUAGCUUGCUAUACACGUGAUUCAGGAGAGGAGGAAAAGGCUGCAAUUGAAGGGCUGAUGAUCGUUUGCUCUCUUCCAUAAAAUCGCUGUAUUCGCGGUUGCUUUUUUUUUUUUUCCUUUAUCUUCUCUGUUCAGCCACAGCAGCUGUAACAGCAGGAGCAGCAACAGCAGCUGUUUCUUUUUUCUGUAUUCUUCUGAUUUGGGUUUUCUGGGGUUGGAGAGAUGAGUGAGAAAGAUGUGGGUGGUGUUGUGGUAAGGGAGUUUGAUGCGGAGAGAGAUUGCUAUGGUGUUGAAAUGGUGGAAAGAAGGUGUGAGGUGGGCCCCAGUGGAAAGAUGUCCCUCUUCACCGAUUUGAUGGGCGAUCCUGUUUGCCGUGUCCGCCAUUCUCCUGCUUUUCUCAUGCUGGUAGCUGAGAUGGGUGAAGAAAAGGAGAUCGUUGGAUUAAUCCGAGGAUGCAUCAAGACCGUCACUUGUGGCGAAAAGCUCUCUAGAAAUGGAAAGAACGCUGCCGAAAACAACGUACCUCUCCCGAUUUACACCAAACUAGCCUAUAUACUCGGCCUUCGCGUUUCUCCUUCUCACCGGAGAAUGGGUAUUGGACUGAAGCUCGUUUCUCGCAUGGAAGACUGGUUCCGAGACAAAGGAGCCGAGUAUUCAUACAUGGCGACCGACAAGGACAACGAAGCCUCAGUGAACCUGUUCACCGACCGUUGCGGAUACGCCAAGUUCCGUACUCCCUCCAUCCUCGUGCAGCCUGUAUUCGCCCACCGAGUCAGGAUACCGAGCCGAGUCAACAUCUUCCGACUCUCCCCCAGCGAAGCAGAAAACCUCUACCGACGCCGCUUCUCCACCACAGAGUUCUUCCCUCGCGACAUCGACUCAGUCCUCAACAACAACCUCAGCCUCGGCACUUUCCUCGCCGUAUCAUCCUCCCAAUCGUUUCCGGGUCUAGACCAGUUCCUCGCCAACCCGCCAGAGUCGUGGGCGGUUCUCAGCAUCUGGAACAGCAAGGAAGUCUUCCGGCUCGAGGUCCGUGGCGCGUCCCGGUUCAAGAAGGGGUUGGCGAAGACGAGCCGGUUCGUGGACCGGGUUUUCCAGUGUCUGAGAAUACCAUCCGUUCCUGAGCUGUUUCGGCCAUUCGGGUUGCAUUUCCUCUACGGGUUAGGUGGUGAAGGACCCGACUCAGUGAGUCUGACUCGGGCGCUGUGUGGGUUCGCUCACAACAUGGCGAAGGAGAGUGGGUGUGGUGUGGUGGCGACGGAGGUGGCGUGUUGCGAGCCGCUUAGGUUAGGUAUUCCACACUGGAAGAGGCUAUCAUGCGCAGAGGAUCUUUGGUGUAUGAAGCGGCUCGGGGAAGAUUAUAGUGAUGGGGCCCUCGGUGAUUGGACUAAGUCACUACCUGGGCCGUCCAUUUUUGUUGACCCUAGAGAGUUCUGAAAAGAAUGGCUGAGAAAAAAAUAGAUUUUUCUUUGUUUUUUUUUUUUUUUUUCUUUAAAUCGUUUAAGGGUAUUUUGGUAAUCUUUUUAAAGCUCUUGUAACGGUUUUUUUGAGAGAAAAAACACGAGAUGGAAUGUCACAUGUAAAAUGGGUGUACUUUUUUUUUUUUAUAGGCAUUUUGAGGAAUGUUAUUUUUUCACGUUAAAAUGACAUUUUUGCCCUUUUCUUGUUUU